AUGCUCGAUCAGAAGCCUUUCGAAUUAUUCGUGUUUGGAGACCAGACAUACAGCCUCCAGACAAAAGAUCUCCGCAACCUGGUACACGAUGGAAGCAAUGACGCUGUUGUGGUUGAAUUUCUCGAACGCGCAUGCAGGACAUUGCGAAAUGACCUUUACCAGCUCACGCCCGAGUACAGGCUCCAUGCACCUUUACUAUCGCACGUGGCGGACUUGCUGCUGUGGAAGAGAGGGCACUGUGUACCGCUAGACAUGGCAAUUCUUUGCGCUCUGGCCGCCGCCGCCAUUAGUUGCAGUUCCAAUACAUUGGAACUUCUUCCACUAGCUCUGGAGGCUGUGCGUAUAUCAUUCCAAAUCGGUAUAAUUGUCGACAAGAUGGCAAAAUGCAUCGACGCUUCGGGGCGUGACCGUCAUAGCGAUGACAAAGCUGACAAGGUCGGGGAGCUCCCGUCGUGGACAGUCCUGAUGGCAGGCUCGAAUGUAGAGGACGUUGUACACAGAUUUGCGGGGGAGAGUAAUUUGCCGCCUGCGGCGCGACCUUGGAUCAGCGCGCGGUCACCCGGUGAUAUCAUCGCUGUCACUGGCCGGCCAAGUUCUCUUGCUCGACUUUCUGCGUGGGCAGACUCCUCGGUGCUCAAGUUGCGGAGCCCUCGUCCUCUACCGAUCUUCGCGCCUUACCACGCACCACAUCUAUACAGCCGCAGUGAUGUCGAAGAGCUCGUACGGCUUACCCACAGCUCACUUUGCCGGAGUAGUCCCUCGGCUGGGGAGGGAUCAAGACUUCACAUCCCAGUGAUUUCCAGCACAACCGGAGACAUAAAAGAGGUCACCAAUCACAACAAUAAUUUCACGACUAUGUUAAAGUCUGCAGUGGAGCAGAUUUUGUUGCAGCCCAUUUGCUGGGACCCUGUGCUCGCGAGAUUGCACACAAGAGUGGAAAACAUUGGUGGCAUUGCGGAACUGCGCAUAAUUCCGUUUGCGACGUCUGUUGAUCGGCUCAUCUACACUGGGCUCCAUCAGCUGGAGCCGUCAGUCUCCCUGUCAAGUACCGCAUAUAAUGACAUAGGCCAAAUAACGCUGCCGAGGCCGAGGCCGCUCCCAAAGGCCGACAGCAUUGCCAUCAUCGGUAUGGCUGGUCGAUUUCCUGGUGCUGCAGAUGUAGAUGCCCUCUGGAACAUUUUCUACUUUGGGCUGGAUGUCUGCAAAGAAAUUCCACCAUUACGUUGGAACCUCAAGACUCAUGUCGAUCCAUCAGGACGGAAGACAAACUCAAGUAGAGUUCCCUUCGGUUGUUGGCUAGACGAUCCGGAUGUUUUUGACGCAGACUUCUUCAACAUGUCGGCCGAAGAAGCAACCCGCAUGGACCCUGCGCAGCGGCUGGCUCUCAUGACAACUUACGAGGCAAUCGAGCAGGCUGGAGUAGUCUGGGCAGAUGCUCUUGACGAUACUGACGCGACGCCUUCCACUCGGCGGGACCGUGUAGGAGUGUAUUAUGGCGUGUCGGGUAACGAUUGGCGGGAAUGCAAUGCCGCCCAGAAAAUCGACUCGCAUUUCAUGCGCGGCAGCAACCGGGCCUUUGUCUCAGGGCGCAUCAGCGAGGCAUUCAAGCUCAGCGGGCCUAGUCACACUAUCGAUACAUCGUCUGCCAACAGUCUGGCGCCUGUCCACACAGCCUUUCUCUCGCUGUGCGGCCAUGAGACCGACAUGUGUAUUGUCGGGGCCGCCAAUGUAAUGACGAACCCUGAUAUUCACGCGGGCUUGGACCGAGGAGGACUGCUAUCUCAUAGCGGCAACUGCAAGGUCUUUGACGACACUUCUGACGGCUUCUGCCGCGGUGAGGGCGUUGUGUCCCUGGUGCUCAAGAGACUAGACGAUGCCCUGGCAGAACAUGAUCCCAUUUUGGGUGUUAUCGCUGGAGCCGCUUCCAGCUAUGAUUGCGCAUCGUCGCGCGGUGACGCCCACCCGGAACCCAGCAUCACCCACAAGAAUCUGUUCACCACUGUGCUCAACAACUCGAAUAUAGAGCCUUCAUCUAUAGGAUACGUCGAAAUUGGCGGGUGCAGCACGAGGGAGGAGGGUGCCAGUGAGAUCGGCAGUAUACUGGACAUUCUUGCGCCGAUUCCUGUAUCAGGCAUUUCCGGCAUGAGUAGAGCCAUGCCCUUGUACCUUGGAAGUGCAAUGGCGAAUAUUGGCCACGGUGAAGCGGCUUUGGGACUCAGCAGUAUAAUCAAAAUGCUGUUGAUGUUCAGGGAGAACAGCAUACCGCCACACAUUGGAAUACGCAAGCGAAUCAACUCCGACUUUCCGGCUGAGCUGGCGCGAAAAUACAAUACCCACAUCCAUACAGGAAAGACCAUAGAGUGGCGGAAAGACGCAAGGAUCGAGUCUCGAAUUGAGCCACGUCGUGUUCUUGUGCACGAGGUUGGGUCAGUAGCACGUGCGACUUCAGCGUUAUUGCUGCAAGAGCCGGUACAUGAUCCAGACCGACACGAACCUUCGGAGAUGGUACACCAGCCGCCAGAAAUCGAUCCAGCCAUAUCCUACGUUAUAGCCAUCUCCGCUAAGAGCAAGAUCUCUCUUCAAUGCAACAUGACCAAUCUGUACGGAUGGCUCAAGAAGGAGACAAACCGCAAUCAGUUCUCUCUAGCGCAGCUCUCGUACACGACCACAGCACGGCGCGUGCACUACUCGCAUCGAACCAUGCUCGUGGCUUCAUCCUAUGAAGACGCCUGUGCUCAGAUUGAGGCCGAAAUGCAGCGAUCACGAAUGGAACACAAGAUUGCCACGACUGACAUCAGGUCGCUUCGAGUCGCCCAUGUUGAUCAAACAAAGAAGGCCUGCCCACUCGUGUUUGCGUUUACUGAUUCAUUGACGUGCAACUCCGCAUCCUCGUUAUCUAUGGACUACUUCAGUCAACUCUACCAAAACUUUUCAACCGUCAGACGUGACAUACAUCGUGUCAAUCAGAUCGUGCGGCUUCUCGGUUUUCCCUCGAUCAUGGAUGUCUUGGGUUUGGAAGAUGGCGAUGAGCCAUGUCAGCACAUCCAGUCUCAACACCCUUGCGGUAGCACAAACACGCAUCAAACAGCGGGGCCCUUUGCCAAUGUACACACGCAGAUGCGACGUCUAGGUUUUCCGUGUGUCAUGGACUUCCUGCGUUUGAAAGAGAUUGAUGAACCACACCAGCAUAUCCAGGCUCAGCGGUCUGUGAAAGGCACGAAAACGCGUCAAAUAGGGGAGCAGCUUGCCAAUAUGUGCACACAGAUGGUCCUAGCCAGAUUAUGGCGAUCAUGGGGCAUGAAUCCAAUCGCCGUCAUCAGCGGAGGUGGCAUGAGCAUCUACUCAGCUUUAAACGCAGCAGGAGUGCUUUCUGACGUCGAUGCAAUCUACUUGGCUGGCACCUCUAUUCAACUCGGGCUGACGCAGCCGCGUCGGACAGAGGGGCAAUUGGAGUGCGAACUAGAUUGGGACAAUGAAUCUGCCGAGUUUGAGAGAAUUGCAAAUGUUGCAACCUAUCAUAAGGCGCGGAUUUCCGUCUUGAGGUUGCUCAGGGACGACGCGAACGACGAGAUGACUUGUCCGGACAUAACGUCCUCGAACGCGAGCUUCGAAAGUGUCGCCGAAAUUGGUGAAAGCGAUGAAUUGCUCUUGGCUCGUCGCCUCUUGGCCAUUUUCAAGUCAAAGUACUUCGAUAGCAAGCUGACUACUGUGAGAGCGCUGAAAGAAGCUCUCAUCUCGGCUUGUCGGAAGGCCAUCAACCUCAUCCCAGACCAUUCCAUCAUACAACAAGUGGGACCAGAAGUGCCUAUACUUUGCGGCUCAAUGACGGAAGGAAUCAAAUUUGGCACUGCGGAUGGCGAACGCAUUUCCCCUAACGCGAUGAGGGGCAACCUAGCUUCAGAUACGCCCAAGCAAAAUAUGUGGACACACCUGACGGAAAUGGUACGGGUGCUGUACUGUCUGGGAGCCAGGAUUCGCUGGGACCAAUACUACCUCGACCUUCCACCGAAAGGUCGGAGGGUCAUUAGCUCACUUCCAGCAUACAGCUGGAGUCUCAAGGAGUACUGGAUACCAUAUAUCAACGAUUGGGCGCUCUCGAAAGGUGCUGCAUCGAAGGUCAUGGUGGCCCCCAAGCUCGAGAGCACGACCAUACACAGAAUCAUCGAGGAGACUGAAUUCGUGGAAGAGGGAGGUGAGGACUUGCGCCUGGUUGUUGAGGCUGACAUUUCCCGGGAUGACCUUCAUGGAAUCGUCCAGGGGCAUGUUGUGGACGGCGUUCCACUCUGCACGCCGUCCGUUUACGCCGAUAUUGCUCUUUCGCUGGGGAAAUAUAUUCAACAGCGAUAUCGUAACGGAAACUUGGAGCGACUGAUCAGCGUCAGAGACAUGGCCGUCACGAAGGCUUUGAUCGCCCAACCGUCUGGACCACAAAGGCUGCAAGCUUGUGUUGAGGCCAAUUGGGCUUCUAAUUCAGCUAUUUGCAAAUUCAGUACACUUGAUCGUCGAAACAAGCCACAGCAACACGCCCAAUGUACAAUAUGCUUCAGUGACACAGAAAUAAUCGAGCAAAUUGAGCAAUUCGACAUGGCUAGUUCCUACACCAAACUUGUCCGGGCCUUGCGGCAAGGCAUCACGACUCAGCGCACUGUUCGCUUCACACGAAACAUGAUGUAUCGCACGCUUCGUUCCUUGGCUGAAUUUCACCCGGACCACAAGCUGGUUGAUGACAUUGUGAUAGACAGCCAGACGCACGAGGCGACCGCUCAGGUCAGCUUCGGUCAGCUUCUGGCCCAAGACGGGAAACACAUCGGCACCUUCCACACUCACCCUGGAGUGGUCGAUGCGCUCACACAGCCGGCUGGAUUUGCCUUGAAUGGAGCAGACGGCACUGAUUUGGAUAAGGAAGUUUACAUCAACCACGGAUGGGGAUCAUGCUACCUUUUCGAGCCUCUAGAACUAACCAAGGUGUACACAGUAUAUGUGCACAUGGCUGAGGGUCAGGGGCAAAUUUGGUAUGGUGACAUCGUGGUUCUCGAUAUGGGCGACGGGGAACGUCCUGAGAGGGUCGUGGCCUUGUUCGAGAGGUACUCGGUGCAACGUCUUCCACGCCGCGCAUUGAGCAUAGUGCUGCGGGCUGAAGGCGGUGGCGCCUACAAGAAUGCCAAACUGCAGCCGGGUCAGGAUCAACUGAGCCAAGCUGAUCGCCGACGCGAGGCAUCUACGAAACUUGCGCGUCAAGAAUGCCCUCCUAUGGUCCCAACCUUGGGUUCUCCUGUUCGCGGAUUCUCACAGGCGCCGCGAAGCUCCCACACCAGUUCUAUCAGUACCCCGGGUCUCGACCGCGACUCACAACACCUCCACUUCCACGUCAAUAUUCCUCUUUCUCCUGCUCUGCCCAAAACACCUCUAACGGCCGAGGCAUUACACGAAGACAGUAAUUUUAAUGCUAGAGGACAUAUCAGCCACGACGGCGAUUAUGACAUCGUGAGACAAACAAUGCAAAUCAUCUCGGAAGAAAGUGGCUGCGAGCUGGCGGACCUGGACGACGACAACUUGGCACUAGCAGAUGUGGGCCUUGACUCUUUACUUUCCCUGGAAAUCACAAGCCGACUUCGGGAAGAGCUAGGAGAUGAACUGAGUCACGUUGAUCUGAACUCAUUGUUCACUACCUACCCUACGGUCGCAAGCCUCAAAGCUUCUGUCAUUGGAAAACGGCCAAAUCACAUUGCCCGAAGCGUCCUUAGCCCGAGAAGAAGGGCAAGUACAUCAACAUCCGCUCUCAGCUCCCAAGACAGUGUAUUCACAGACGUCUCCUCGACGACAUCAACCACAACUGUCAGCGACACCCGGGUGCCUCAGGCUACUUCGGUCAUACUUCAGGGUUCUCCCAAGAGGGCAAGAGCAACACUCUUCCUAUUUCCGGAUGGGUCUGGUUCAGCUACUUCAUACGCGUCCAUACCGCCUGUAUCCUCAACGGGCGAUCUCUGCAUCAUUGCUUUCAACUGUCCCUUCCUCAAGAAAGAAGAGAUGAUGUUCUCAUGUCAUCUGGAUGCCCUCAUCGAUCACGGCUAUCUUCCUGAACUACGUCGCCGUCUCAGUCUACAGACCAACGAGGGUAGUACAGUAAAGCGGACGUACUAUAUUGGCGGAUGGUCUGCUGGAGGCACACUUGCCUACCGCGCCGCACAGCGACUACUCCAAGCAGAGGAAGAGUCCGCUGCGUGCAGCCAGAAGAACUUAGGAAACAUGGCUGGCCUCGUGCUGAUCGACGCACCGCCACCAAUCAGAGGCAUGGAUCCGCUGCCAGAUCAUUUCUAUAAGUAUUGCGAGCAGAAGGGCGUGUUCGGUGGUUGGUCUGGCGCUCGAGCUCGUAAAGCCCCCGAGUGGCUGAUCCCACACUUCAACGGGACCAUCGCAAUCUUGAGGAACUACGUUGCCGAGCCGCUGACGCGAGCGCAGUGUGCCAAGCUCAAGACCGUGGCAUGUAUAUGGGCCGGCGAGAGUGUUGUCGGCGCUGAUAAACCGCUUGAGCCGCAUCCGGAUGACACCGAGGGCAUGAAAUUUCUGACGAUACAGAGAAAAGAUUUCUCGACGGCAGGUUGGGAGAAAUUGUUGCCUGGAGUUGAUGAGGCCGCCGUCCUAUGCCAACGGCUCCACGGGGCCCAUCAUUUCUCCUUGACGUUCCGCUGGGUUACACUAGCUUACCGUGUUCCACCCCAGCUCUGA
Messenger RNA from Diaporthe amygdali, 6726 nucleotides. RefSeq lists its product as uncharacterized. The transcript is spliced from 6 exons. The record is from RefSeq and is a predicted model, not a curated record. The coding region runs from base 1 to 6726 and encodes 2241 amino acids. Gene Ontology annotation, biological process: secondary metabolite biosynthetic process; fatty acid biosynthetic process. Gene Ontology annotation, molecular function: fatty acid synthase activity. Lineage: Eukaryota; Fungi; Ascomycota; Sordariomycetes; Diaporthales; Diaporthaceae.